AUGUCCAUCGUAAACACAUUGUAUUUGCAGGCUCCACCGACAAUGGAUACGCACGUCUUCUUGGACCAUAGCUACAGCAGUACGGAAGUGUGCAACCGUGUGACAAUGCUUGAGGGACCUCCAUUCGAAAGGGAGCUGGCAGAGCUGAAGGAUAAAUGCCACACCACCUCGUUCCCAACGGUAUUCCGAGACACCAAACUGCCUCCAACACGAUUUCGCCGCCCACGCAUAACGGAUAUGCCGUACCAACCCCCGCACCAUCUGAGAAAGCCCCGGCUCACCCAAUAA
Molecule: messenger RNA, 288 nt
Organism: Paracoccidioides brasiliensis Pb18
Exons: 2
Coding region: 1-288 (95 amino acids)
Source: RefSeq, a predicted model, not a curated record